This is a messenger RNA of Acanthosepion pharaonis, 3807 nucleotides long. NCBI's taxonomy places the organism in Eukaryota, Metazoa, Mollusca, Cephalopoda, Sepiida, Sepiidae. The record is from the annotation of a GenBank genome assembly.
AUGACAUCAGUAAUAAUGUCUUUUAGCCAUUACUUUAUGGUAAGACUGAUUACUCUUGUUAUUCUCAUUUUCUUCUUCUUUCCCAUUUUUCCUCUUUCUUCUUCUUUCCCAUUUUUCCUCUUUCUUCUUCUCCACUUUCUUCUUUCUUCUUCUUCUCCACUUUCUUCUUUCUUCUUCUUCUCCACUUUCUUCUUCUUCUCCUCUUUCUUCUUCUUCUCCUCUUUCUUCUUCUUCUCCUCUUUCCUCUUUCUUAUCCUCUUUCCUCUUUCUUAUCCUCUUUCUUCUUCUUCUUCUUUCUCCUCUUUCUUCUUUCUCCUCUUUUUUCUUCUUCUUCUUCUUCUUUCUCCUUCUUUCUCCUCCUUCUUCUUUCUCCUCCUUCUUCUUUCUCCUCCUCCUUCUUUCUCCUCCUCCUUCUUUCUCCUCCUCCUUCUUUCUCCUCCUCCUUCUUCUUCUUCUUCUUCUUCUUUCUCCUCCUCCUUCUUCUUUCUCCUCCUCCUUCUUCUUUUCUUCUUCUUUCCUCCUUCUUCUUCUUCUUUCUCCUCCUCCUUCUUCUUCUUCCUUCUUUUCUCCUCCUCCUCCUUCUUCUUCUUCUUUUCUCCUCCUCCUUCUUCUUCUUCUUCUUUCUCCUCCUCUUUCUUCUUCUUCUUCUUUCUCCUCCUCUUUCUUCUUCUUCUUCUUUCUCCUCUUUCUUCUUCUUCUUCUUUCUCCUUCUUCUUCUUUCUCUUCCUCCUCUUUUCUUCUUCUUCUUUCUCCUCCUCCUUCUUCUUCUUUUUCUCCUCCUCCUUCUUCUUCUUCUUCUUUCUCCUCCUCCUUCUUCUUCUUCUUCUUUCUCCUCCUCCUUCUUCUUCUUCUUCUUUCUCCUCCUCCUUCUUCAUUCUCAUUCUUCUUAAAAUAUUUGUAGCCUGCAUCACAAUCUUUCUAGCCACUGAUCUGUGGAUUGAACAACCAUAUCGCAAGUCUCAGUAUUUUGAUGAUGGUAUCCGCAAGAUUGAUUAUGUUUUGGCGUAUGAGGAUGGGAAGGAGGGAAGUCAUGAAGAAAAUAAAAAAUGGCAAAAAAGAAAACGAUUUGAGGAAAGUCUUCGAAAUCAUGACUUACAAUUGGAAUAUGCAAAGAAAGAUGUUUCUUUUGAUGGAAAGACGAAUUUUGUCAAGAUACAUGCUCCUUGGCAUGUGCUGUGCCAGUAUGCAGAAAUCCUCAAAAUGAAAAUGCCACUUGCGGAAAAUGACAUGGUCGAAAGUGAAUCCUGUUGGAGCAAAUGUCCAAAUCCAUUUGAACUGGAUCCAGAAAUUGUUAAGCCUGAUCCAAACUAUUUCACAGCUCCUUUUAAUCGUGAGAGAAUGGAACAAUAUCAUAUAAAAAACAAAGAAACUUUUUUCACUGAUGCUCAAAGAAGUCGCAUUGUGUAUGAAAUUCUUUCAAGAGCUGAAUUUGAGGAUUUGGGUUCUGACAGGAAAAAAUUUGGUAUUAAACGGCUUCAGGGCAAUGCCUACAUCGCAGCCUUUCCACUUCAUGCGGGUCCAUAUAAAUCUGACCACUCUAUUUAUGCAAGUGGUUCCUUAAAUGACAGACAUUUGCUGUAUGAAAUGUGGGCUCGCCCUAAAAUGUGGUACAAAUAUCAACCUUUGGAUAUUGUUAGGAGAUAUUUUGGCGAAAAAAUUGGAAUCUAUUUUUUUUGGUUGGCUUACUACACAAAUAUGUUAAUUCCUGCUGCCAUAGUGGGUGUGGCUGCAUUUUUCUAUGGUAUUUUCACAAUGAUGUCUGAUGUUCCAAGUAAUGAGAUAUGUAGUUCUAACAAAUCUGGCAACCUCAUUAUGUGCCCUUUGUGUGAUGAAUUUUGUAACUAUUGGCACCUUAAAUCAAGUUGUUCUUAUUCACGGGCCUCCUACCUGUUUGAUAAUGCUGCGACAGUGUUUUUCGCUGGAUUUAUGUCUCUGUGGUCGGUCUUCUUCAUUGAGUUCUGGAAAAGGCAUCAAAAAGAAAUUGAAUAUGACUGGGAUGUUUCAAAUUUUGAAGAUGAAGAGGAAACUAUCCGACCAGAAUUUGAAGCUACGGUGACCAGGAAGCGUAUUAAUCCCAUCAAUAAGGCAGAAGAACCUUAUGUUCCAUUUUGGAGCAAGAUGAUACGUUAUUCUACUGCAGCUGUUGUUAUAUUGUUUAUGGUAAACUUGUCCUCUCUCUCUCUCUCGCCCCCCACCUUGCAGCCUUGUCCUCUCUCUCUCUCUCGUCCCAGCGCUACUUGCAGCCUUGUCUCUCUCUCUCGUCCCCCCCUACUUGCAGCCUUGUCCUCUCUCUCUCUCGCUCGCCCCCCCCCUUGCAGCCUUGUUCUCUCUCUCUCCCCCCACCUUGCAGACUUGUCCUCUCUCUCUCUCUUGCCCCCCCACCUUGCAGACUUGUCCUCUCUCUCGCCCCCCACUUGCAGACUUGUCCUCUCUCGCUCCCCCCCCCUUGCAGCCUUGUCCGCUCUCUCGAACGCCCCACCUUGCAGACUUGUCUUCUCUCGCUCCCGCCACCUUGCAGUCUUCUCUCUCUCCCAUGAAGCCUCAGCCUUGCUUUGCUUGGUCAUUGGAGCUGUCAUUGGAGUCAUUGUCUACCGAAUUGUUAUUAUUGCAGUAUUUGCAAAACAGGAAAUUAUCAGUCAAAGAGCCCCUUUACUGACAACAGCAACUGCAUCAGUCAUCAACUUAAUUGCCAUCCUUAUCCUCAAUUUGAUUUACAAGAAGCUUGCUUGUGCUUUGACCAACCUUGAGCAACAUCGAACACAGACAGAAUGGGAAGAUGGGUUUACCUUAAAAAUGUUUCUCUUCCAGUUUGUCAACUACUAUUCUUCCAUUUUCUACAUUGCAUUCCUUAAAGGCAGGCUUAGCGGAUCUCCAAAUGAUUACAAAUACUUGAACAAUGAGAGGCUGGAAGAGUGUCACCCAUCUGGUUGUCUGAUUGAACUUUGUAUCCAACUUGGAGUAGUAAUGGUUGGCAAACAAGCCUUCAACAAUUUCGUGGAACUUCUGUGGCCGAAAAUCCUGAAUUGGAUCCAAUCUCGCACCAUCCGUGAUGCUGAAAAGCAUCAUCACUCACAUAUUCCUAAACAAUGGGAAAGAGAUUACGUAAUGACAGAACUACAGCCUCUUGGAUUGUUUUAUGAAUACCUGGAAAUGGUUCUCCAAUUUGGAUUUGUCACUAUUUUUGUUGCUGCUUUUCCAUUGGCGCCAUUAUUUGCAUUAAUAAAUAACAUCAUCGAAAUCCGUCUGGAUGCCUACAAAUUUGUUACUCAACUCCGUCGCCCCCUUGCUGCCCGUGCCCAAGACAUUGGUGUGUGGUAUGGAAUUUUAAAGAGCAUUUGCAUCAUUGCAGUCAUUUCCAAUGCCUUCAUUAUUGCAGUGACAUCAGAUUUCAUUCCAAAAUUGGUGUACAAAGUGGAAAAAACCUCUGGUCAUGACUUGACUGGUUAUAUCAACUUCAGUUUAUCUGUGUUUGAUGUCAAGGAUUUUCCAAAUAGAAGUCGGCCACUCUUUGAUAAAAACAUCACAGAAUGCAGAUAUCGAGACUACAGAUAUCCUCCAUCAUCUCCUAAUAAAUAUCAAUAUACAAUCAUGUUUUGGCAUAUAUUGGCUGCAAGAAUGGCCUUUGUUAUUGUCUUUGAGAAUUUCAUUGUUAUGCUGUCUUGGUUCAUUGCCUAUCUCAUUCCGGAUAUUCCUUAUGCUGUGAAGAUCCAAAUUCUGAGAGAGAAUUAUUUGGUGAAGGAAGCCCUGUUCAAAGCUGAAGCCAACAAAAGAGCAAAGGCCAAAGCUGAGGAGACAAAACAAGACUAA